Molecule: messenger RNA, 5805 nt
Organism: Orussus abietinus
Lineage: Eukaryota; Metazoa; Arthropoda; Insecta; Hymenoptera; Orussidae
Gene: Acf
Product: bromodomain adjacent to zinc finger domain protein 1A
Exons: 15
Coding region: 358-4710 (1450 amino acids)
Biological process (GO): chromatin remodeling
Molecular function (GO): protein binding
Source: RefSeq, a predicted model, not a curated record
CACCGUUGAAGUCGCGCUUUGUCAUGAGUCCGUGCGGAUUUUCUCGUAGAAUCACGUAGCAUCACCGUUGCCACGGCGUGCACCGUACGUUAACGAGCACGUCCAAAGACCGUCGUUCCCGAACGUCGGCGGUGUCAAGGAAUUUGAAGCAACUACCGGGAAUCUAAAUCCGUGGUGCGUGCCAAGUGUAGCCGUGCAUCGCGCCGAGUCUCGUUCCUCUCUCGGAAAGAGCGUAAAUCCGGCUCAGUGAGCGUGGGAUUGAUUUCUCGGCGGGCCGGAGACAGGACCGACAGGAAGGAGAAACCUAACCUCUGAGACAAUCGUCAGGACGGUCGCGAGGGACUCUCCAAGAACAUCAUGCCGCUUCUGCGUAAGGAGCCUUUCAAGCCUCUUUAUGUGUCCUCCGACUUCAGAGAUGACGACGAGGUGUUCCACUGCGAAGUCACCAAUGAAAUCUUCAAGGAUUACAAUGAAUUCUGCGAGAGGGUCAUCUUAUGUAGUUCAAUGGUUUGGUCGUGCAGUAUCACUGGACAGUCUAACAUGACGUUCGAGGAAGCCUUGCAGUGCGAGGAGAAUGCAAAAAGGAGUCUCAAGGAGUUUCCGAUGGAAUUACGGAUUCCAAUUAUAUACCUCGCAAACAAAACCAUUAGAACGUCCUUCACUGAAAUGCUCGAGGAUGUUUACCAGUUUGUGAGAGAUCGUUAUUUCGUCGGUGAAAUGGUUGAAGCCAGUUUUACAGAGAAUUCAUGGAGCGAGUGUCACGUUUUGCAAAUUAUCCCGCCGACGGAGCAACAGAUUGCAAGUUAUAAACCAGAGAUUGUCAAAAGCCUGCAAGAUAGACAAUAUUAUCCACCAGCAAAGUUAUUCCGUUAUGAGGUAGAACAAUUAGAUAGCGGAGAUUCAGAUGUCAGUCAGUUAAUGAUCGUGGAGGCCACGCAGGUACGCAGGCGAAAACAAAACUUCAGCAGAGAAAGGAACAAGAUGUUUCUGCGGCAACUCUGUCAACAAAAUACAAAUGGAAUUUGGACAGUUAAGGAAAGUGUUUUGCAAAAAUACGGAAUACACAAGGUUCGUUUUGAUGCAUUGUUUGCGGGCCCAUUGCCAGAUUUCAUGCCACGUGCUAAAAAGGUUGUAAGGCAGAAACAAGAAAGUAUAACUAAAUAUCUCACUGCUGAUACGUCAAAACACAGAGCUUUUGCAAAGGUUAAUGAUGAUGAGAUGAUGGUGAAAAAGUAUCGCAGAUCCAGGAUGAACGGUAAGGAAGAGCUAAAGGCAAAAGCGAAAGAAGAAAAGGCGAAGUUGAAGGAGGAAAACAAGGAGCACAAGAAAGCGCAAAAAUUAAAAACGGCAGCAUUAACGGCGUACAUAAAACAAUGGAACAAACCAAGGGACGAUCUAGAAUGUGAAGAUCCUCUUCCGAUCCCAAAACCUGUUCCCAUUAAGUGCUGUGUACCCAAUGAGAAGUUUGGUGACCUUGCGAUGAUUCUGGAAUUCUUACACUUUUUUUAUGAGGAGCUCGAAGUCAAUUCUUACUUUCCUGGUGGGUUUAAUUUCGAUCUGUUAGAAAAGGCACUGAUCGAGAAGGAGAUAUCCGGCCCGUGGAAUGAUUUACUUCAGCUUCUCUUGGCAAAUAUAUUUAAAUACCAGGCGGAAGAAGAAGAUGAAAUUCAUGCAACCAAAGCUGACUUGAACGAUGUAGGAUUUGAUCAGGAAAUAUCUUCGAUGGCGAAAGCUGUCAAGAUGGCCACGAUCGCUUUGACGUUUUGUAAAACACAUCAAGGCUGCCAAUUGUCAGAGCUUACAUUGGAUCAUGUGACUGUCAGUGAAAUUUUAAGGCAACAUCUUUUGAGCUCUGGUGGACGGAUAAGCGAAGUCGCUUCGAAGUGGAGAUACUCGCAGAGAGGGGGAUAUACAAAUCACGAUGACCCAGCUCUGCUUCUCAGGAUGAACGAAGCUCAAAUUCUACGUACUCUAGGUCAUCGUAAUGUUUGUGAAUUUGAUGUUGAGGAUAAGUUGAAAGUUAUAACGUGUCUGAUCAGUCAGUUACUGACCUUUGCCUCUGUGCGCGACGUUAUCGAAGAGAGGUAUGAAAAACUCCAUCAGGCAAGAAAGGAGUUGAAGUCGUUCAUGAUUGCCGAGCAAAAAAAAGAGAAAGAAGAGAAAGAGAAACUCCGGGAACGUAUCAAGGAGGGUAAACUCGAGGAAGAAGAGCAGAAACUGAAGAAGGUGACGCGAAACACUCCGGACGAGGAUACGAAAAAGGUGAAAUACGAAAGUAAACUGAAGAAAUUGAAGGAAGCAUCGAAACGUAGCUCGAUGAUGUUGUAUUUGGGCUCCGACAGGGCAUACCGUAGGUAUUGGAGACUACUCUCGAUUCCAGGUUUAUUCGUGGAGUACGAUGAAAAGUGGUCUGGCAACUGUUUGGUGGGAGGUACGCCAUACAAUCCAGAGCUGAGAGACAGCAACAGCAUAUAUGCUUAUAUAGUGAACAAAUUUGAGGACGAGUUUAACGACAAGGAGAAUAGUAUUAAAAGGGACAAGAAGUCCCCGAAGAAGGUAUUCUUCUCGAAGAACCAGAUAAAGUCUACAAAGAAGGACUUGAACUCGAAAAAAGACAACAAGCAUGAUCUCAAUGAAGAUAGGAGGAACUUGAUGGUAUGUACCGGCGACAAGACCUGUCCGGUCCACUGGAAGAAGUUUGGACCUAUGUGGAGUUUCUACGGAAGAGCAGAGGACAUAGAUGUAGUAAUCGAAUCGCUGAAUAAAAGAGGCACCAGGGAGGGAGAGCUUCGAAAUAACCUUCUACAGGAAAAGGCGAGCUUGGUAGAAGUUAUCAAUGACUGUCCAAGGAAUAAAUUGAACUCUGAAGUGUUUUCAGAAACCACUGAAGAAUCGGUUAUUAAGACGGUAAAGAAAAAUAAGUACGACAACGUGAACAUGAAUUAUCCACCCGAUGUGCCCAUCAACGACGUGCUGGAGUUGACGUUAAGGGACUACAUUUUGGACUUGGAGGAGAAGAUCAAAGUCGGAGGUUUGGGCUCCCUGAAGGUAAUCAAUCGUGAUUCCUGGAGGUCUGCUAUCUCCCGUCGAUCCUAUGACAAGCAGUGUGAGAAAUUGGUCUACGGGGUGAACGAGACCGAAGCAGAUGUCGCAUCUAAUGCUUCGGUGGACAAAUUGAAGAACGAGACCAAGAGUAGCAGACCAGGUACGCCAGACUCCGAUGUUGGUAGUCUCACCAUUAAAACUUAUCGGGACCCAGGCAUGUAUCUGGGCCCACCAGCGGAGGGCGAAUCUGUGCCUGAUCUUAUGCAGCAGACAGCCAUCAAGCAGAUGGCCUGCGCUAUAUUGCAAUUGCUACAUGCAAUCGAGCCGAAGUACCUGAAGAAGCCACUUGGCCCAGACGAGAAGGACAAGAAGUGGCCCAGCGAGGAGAUCAAGGAACGCUGGGAACAUUCUCUGAUGUUUUCGACUAGCUGGUCUCAAUUGUUCGUGCAUUUGAGCACCUUGGAGAACAGCGUCGCAUGGGGUCGGAGUGCCUUGAAUGCCCAGUGUAGGAUCUGCAGGAGGCGGAGGGACGCUGAGAAGAUGUUACUGUGUGACAAUUGCAACAAAGGGCAUCAUUUGUAUUGCUUGAAGCCUAAACUCAAUGCCGUUCCUGAGGGUGAUUGGUUCUGUACGACGUGCAGACCAAGGGAAGUAAAGCCGAAGAAGAAAAUCAAGCAGAGAAGAAAAUUCGAAGAUGAGGUCGAGGAGGAAACAGCGCUUACCAAAGAAACCAGGCAUAACCGUGCAAAACGUGUCACGUCGAAUGAUGAAGCUAUGGCGAGCGAGGGGGAAGACGACGAAAGCAGCGAAGAUAAAAGUGAAACUCUAAACAAAUCCGUCGCUCUCUGCGCGUUGUGCGGAAGUGGUGGCAAGGUGAUUCACUGUGAUACCUGUCCAAAGUGUUACCACAUAGAAUGCAUCGAACCGCCACUAUUGAGACCCCCACGAGGAAAGUGGAUUUGUUCACCGUGCAGGGGAAGGACUACGAGGAAUGGAGCGAGACAUGUGAGGGCAAGAGAAAGGGAGAGGGAAAGAGAGACGGAGAGGCUCUGUGCAGCAGCUGCGCGUUCCCGAAUUCACGGCUUCGCCAAGAGCCUCCUCACUAGGGAAUCCACAGACUGGGAUGAUAGCACCUCGGACGAGGCAGAAUCACGUACAACAAGAAGGGGUAAGAAGCGUCAACUGUGUAUCGAAGAGGAACCAAUGGAGAAUAAAAUGACGGUUAAAGGAUGCGUGGCGACGCUGCAAGAAGUAUUGGCCGAUAUUACACAUCACAAAGACUCGUGGCCAUUCCUGUCACCGGUCACUCCGGACGAGGUCCCGGAUUAUCACGAUUACAUUUCCAAUCCCAUGGAUUUUGGUACCAUGAAGUACAAACUGACCAACGGAGACUACAAAACCUUGCUCGAGUUCUAUCAGGACUGCUUGUUGGUGUUCGACAAUUGCCAGACGUAUAAUCAGGAGCACAGUCAUGUGUACAGUUCUGUUUACAGAGCCGGGAUGAGGCUGCAGAAGUACUUUGAGAAACGAUGCAAAGAAUUAAAUCUAGAUUACGAUGAGGAAAAGGUAAGAGAAUCUGUUAGCAAGAAGCCGAAAAUCGUGCCGAGCAACGGAAUCAGUUGUAACGGCUCGAAGAUGGAGAGCGACGAGGGAGAAGUGCACUGAACAUCGAAGAACGAUGGAAAACUCUGUGUUCCGAGAAGCAGUACAAAGUGAUACAUUAUGUGCUGAUCUAAAUUCCUGAGAGACAAAAUGAAUUUACACCAUUAAUAUUGAAUCUUUGUAGUGGAGCCUGAUUACGCAACACGAAAUAGUCUAUUUAUCACUUAUGUGAAAAACGAGUUUUCAGGUGGUUCAGGUGUCACCGGAUUUUAAUUCACGUACCUCCUAACAGAAGAGAUUGUAGGUUAGGCGAUUCUUACAUUUUUCUUUUUUCAAUCUCUGCUGACGAUAUUCUUCUUCUGUGAGGCGAGCUAAAAUGAGAAGUCCACGCAGUAUUAUUUGCUGAACUUUUUCCUUCUAAGAUGGUCGCUCUUGUAAUCAAUCUAGUUAGGACGUAACGUGACGGAGCACACUCAAGGUAAAUGCACCAGAGCAAAAGUGAUUCGUUGUUUCCGUCGGAAUCAGUACAAGUAAGGUCUUAAUUGGAGGAUCCAUAUUCCUCCUUGACACUAGUUAUAUUGUAAGAAGUUUUUGUUGUUACAAGACAUGUAUUUUUGCAUCAACAACUAUUUAUUAUUUCAACUAUAAUCAUAUUCGAUCAAUGUUUUAUGUAUUUGUUGUCGUUAAGGUAAUGUUUUAAAAGGACAUUAAGGAGGAAGGAAUCCAUUCACGCGUAUUCCAUUAAACGUGGAAAGUCUUACCGGUGAAAAGAAAUCUUGAAUCAAAAUGGAGUAUAAACAGACUUUAUAAACCCGAUACCGAACUGUAAUACUUUAUAGUAAAUUAGCAUCCCUUUAUGGUAUUUAUUUUGCACAUGUCACUGUAACCCUAAAACUUUUCAAUUGUCUCUUGUAAUUAUGUCGAGAUUCCCUUUUGGAAGUGGUCAUCUUCAUGACAUUAAGAUAGUACUUGCUCUCCCUUUAUGUAAACAGGAUUGGCUUGUUAGGAUGAGUGUUUGGGAAAGCUAGGCUGGGCCUACACAAAAUCCAGGGUACAAAAAUCAUAAUUGGUUGUACUGUACAAGGCAAUCGAGAUAGUCCUUUGUAAUGACAUACGUUUUAUACAAUUAAUUUGGUAAUAAAUGUCUUUGAAACUCAA